Molecule: messenger RNA, 1473 nt
Organism: Kazachstania africana CBS 2517
Lineage: Eukaryota; Fungi; Ascomycota; Saccharomycetes; Saccharomycetales; Saccharomycetaceae
Gene: MOT3
Product: Mot3p
Exons: 1
Coding region: 1-1473 (490 amino acids)
Biological process (GO): regulation of transcription by RNA polymerase II
Molecular function (GO): DNA-binding transcription factor activity, RNA polymerase II-specific; RNA polymerase II cis-regulatory region sequence-specific DNA binding
Source: RefSeq, a predicted model, not a curated record
AUGAAUUAUUGGAAUAAUCAAUCUCCUCCAACUAUAAUCAAACCUGAAUUAAGUUCAAAUUUACUAGAUCCAUCCUUUAAAAAUAGUGAAAAUGCAAGCAAAAAUAAAAGUAAAAAAAAUAAUAAAAAUCAUAAUGAUAACAGUCAAAUGAUAAUUAAACCUAAUAAUGAUUGUUCUCCUAACAAUAAUAUAGCUACUACUGUCCCAAAUACAGCGGUAGCAACAAAUAUAGUUCCCGCUUACCCAUAUAACCAUAAUAAUUAUAACUAUAUUCCAAAUACUCAGUAUUACUAUAAUCCCAAUAAUCUCUAUAAUCAACACUAUUUGCAAAAUAGACAAUAUCCAUUACAACAACAGCAACAGUUCCCUCAGCAAUUUUAUCCAUCAAAUAUUCCUGUACAACAACAUCAACCACAAAAGAAUAAUGACCAAAAUGCAAUUCAUAAUUCUUUGAUGAAUAACAAAAAAUUCAACAGGCCAUCAGUAUCAAAUAUACAAGAUACGCAAACUUCUGGUUCUAACAUUAACAUCGCUGCUACAGCAACUACUAACAGAACAAAUCUAGUGGCAAAUAAUGAUCAAAUGAAUAGUAGUAAUAAUAUAGCCAACACUUCUCCAUUCAUAUAUCAUUGGGGCCCUAUUAAUACCAGCAAAAAUAUCAGUGAACUUCAAGAUAGUAAUCCUUACUCAAGUACUCAACCAUUCAUAAUACAGAGACAAUUUUAUAAUGAUCUUCCUUAUGCUAAUAAUCAAAGGCCUCACGUGUAUCAAUUGUCUUCUCAGCAACCUUUGUAUUCUUCUACAAUUCCAUUCACUGUCAGUGGCAAUGAUACUCAACCCAAUGCUAGUAGUACCAGUACUGUGCCAGCAAAACAAGAUAUACUAAUACAGGAAAAGAAACAUAGCAUGCAUAGCAUCGAAAGCAAGCCCAAUGAGUCAAAAUAUAGAAACGACGCCAAUAGCAGCAAAGAUAACAACGAUAGUAAUAAUGCUGGUGGUAAUGGUGACAAUACUGACAAUAGUAGUAAUGUUAUUGGUGGCAAUUUAACUUUAAUUCAUAGUUGUCAUCUUUGUGAAAAGUCCUUUAGAAGAAAAUCUUGGUUAAAGAGACAUCUAUUGUCACAUUCAACAGAAAGACAGUUUCUUUGUCCCUGGUGUCUUUCAAGGCACAAACGUAAAGACAAUCUUUUACAGCAUAUGAAACUAAAGCAUUCAAACUAUCUUGUAAUAGAAUUGAAGAAAAAUAAUGCAGUAUUUAGUUGCGUUAAUGGUGGUAAUAGAGAAAAACUUAAUGAUACCGACGAUAUCAGAAAUCUUAUAUCUCUUGGGGUAAUAAAUAAAGAUGAUGUCAAGAAAGUUAUCAACAAACUAAUCGAUAACCAUAAUAGUAAUAGUAAUGAUAAUAAUGAUAAUGAUAAGGGUGCUGCUGAUUCUCACAAUAGCAAUAGUAAUAAUAGUAAUAUUCCGGGAUAA